GGAAGGUCAUAUGGUGUCCCUUUAUGAUAGCUAUUAAGUUUGGGAAUGAGACCAAGACCAUCGACAUAGACUUAAAGUCCCUCUCAAUCACCAUAAGUGAUUUAGUAGAUAGAGUAAAUGGAUUUAUAUUAUUGUUUAGCAUGCAUCCGGUUGAUCUCGAAUAUACUAUCUCUCCCAAAGGAGAACAAGGGCACCCUAGAUUGUCCCCUAAUCGAGCAAUAGUCCAAAUUAUUCAUCCAUGA
Molecule: messenger RNA, 242 nt
Organism: Dovyalis caffra
Lineage: Eukaryota; Viridiplantae; Streptophyta; Magnoliopsida; Malpighiales; Salicaceae
Source: the annotation of a GenBank genome assembly